AUGCCACCCAAGCGCAAGGGCCGUUUUGCAACACACGGAGGACCAGACAACAGCACGCAGACAAGUUCGAAAGAAACAAGAUUCGCCAGGUCCAUACUGGAUGCCGUCCGAAUCCUGAUCGCGCAAUCGCUGUUCGUCGUGUUACCAGCAUACCUUAUAACUGGCGCGACCGACGUGGCGUGGCGGAUGUUCUGCAUAUCCGCGUAUACCUUCGCCAUCAAUAUGGUCACCUGGCUUGCUUACCGCACGAGCAAGUGGCCGGAGCACAUCUUGACCACCAUACUCUACCUAGCUCUCAUCACCUUCGGAGGCUGGCCAGCAGCUCUCGUAUGUCAAGGUUACUUCGGCGCUGGCAGCAGAUCCUACCUGCCCGGGUUCCUUGGCUGGGUCAACAUUGCUCUCUGCGCGGUAGCCGGCGAGGUCAUUUUGGUCCGGUAUGCGGAGGACGACGAUACAUUGGCGGGAACGUCGAAGAGACACACUUGCGAUGUGCUCACCGAGUGGAUCAAGAUUCAAUCAUGCCAGCCUGUUACCUGGUGGUUCAAUCGCUGGGUCUGGGGAUAUAUUGUCAGAAUGAUUUGA
This is a messenger RNA of Fulvia fulva, 582 nucleotides long. RefSeq lists its product as uncharacterized. The transcript has 2 exons. Bases 1 to 582 code for a protein of 193 amino acids. The record is from RefSeq and is a predicted model, not a curated record. NCBI's taxonomy places the organism in Eukaryota, Fungi, Ascomycota, Dothideomycetes, Mycosphaerellales, Mycosphaerellaceae.